GUCGAUGCAGGAACCCAAAUGCAAGGCAGCAAGAAUAGUGGGCUGACAUAGUCAAGGCGGGAGGCCUACUUUCUUAUCUCCUUCCGAUGAGGCGGCCGAAAAGCUUGGGUAAGUCGAAAAUGGCGGAGAGGAAGAGGGAGGCCGUUGUAGAAGAGAGAAAAGUUUUUACAUUUUCGAAUUUUUAAAAGGAGUCUGAACCGUCUCUGAAUUAUCUCCGUUUCUUCUCCACUGUUAGAAGAGCGAUUCAUCAGCGAGAAUAGUGGGCUGACAUAGUCAAGGCGGGAGGCGUACUUUCUUAUCUCCUUCCGUUGAGGCGGCUGAAAAGCUUGGGUAAGUCGAAAAUGGCGGAGAGGAAGAGGGAGGCCGUUGUAGAAGAGAGAAAAGUUUUCAAAUUUUCGAUUUUUAAGAGUCUGAACCGUCCCUCAAUAAUCUGCCUCAGAGGAUCUAUAAAUAAACGCAUCCUUACCAGUCCAUUUCACUAACCCAAUUCAACUGUUCUCUUCACUGUAGUAGAAGCAAAUUAAAGCCUUUCAAUCCCUCUUCCAUUCCUCAUCUCAUGGGAAAGAAGAAUAACCACUCUUCUCCAGCAGCUGCUGCAAGUUCUGAAACUAAAUCCAUUGAUAAACUGAAAAUCCUCAAUGGCCAACUCGUGAAGGAAGUGGCAGUGUGCCGCAAACAAAUCGAGCAACUCCAGUUUCAGCUAGCUGCAUUAGCCUCCCACCACAACAUCCUCGCCGGGAGCCAGCACAAGGUCUCUUCUAUAGCUCAGAGACAUCCCACGCAGGACAACGCGGAGAUGGCGGUGAUGAAGACAGAGUCCGCUGCUGCUCAACUUGAUGCGGAAGAAAUGCUGCUGCGUGCCCUUGUUAGAGAGAAAGAUGAGAUUCAGAGCAAUAUGGAGCGCAUUAUAGCGGAUAAGGAUUGCUCUAUUUGGUGUUUGGAGCAAUCGAGGAAGAAAUCAGAAGUAGAGCAAGCUGGUGGAAGAAAAUGGAAGAGAUGGAUCUGUUCUGCCAUUGUUGCUACAGCUUCAUUCUGUGUUGUUGUUGCUGUAGUAACCUUAUGCUGUCCUAAGAGUUCCAAUCCUAAAAAUUAUUUGUAGAAUUUAGUUUAAUAUGUAGGAUAGCUUGAUCUGUUUAAGGUACUGUUAUUUAUUAGUUUAAUAUUUUU
Molecule: messenger RNA, 1167 nt
Organism: Dendrobium catenatum
Lineage: Eukaryota; Viridiplantae; Streptophyta; Magnoliopsida; Asparagales; Orchidaceae
Exons: 2
Coding region: 557-1099 (180 amino acids)
Source: RefSeq, a predicted model, not a curated record